UAUAAUUUGAAAUAUAUAUCAAGUAAAUAUUUAAGGAUAUAUUGGUUUCUUAUUUAAUUGUUACAAUAUUAAAAUGUUGCGUUCAUUAAAUCGAAUUCAGUUCAAUAAAUUAUUAUUUACAAAAGUUUUUAAUCAUUCAAACUUAUUUCGAUGGCAUUCAACGUCACCUAUUUGUAAUUAUGGUUUAUGUUUAGAUGUCGAUGGUGUUUUGGUCAGGGGUAGUAAGGCAAUUCCUGAAACGAGAACUGCGUUAAAGCUUUUAAAUGGUGAGAAUAAAGCUAAAAAAAAAAUUCCUUUUAUCUUAUUAACAAAUGGUGGAGGAAUUACCGAAAAGGAAAAAGCUAUUGAACUUUCUAAAAUACUUGAUUUUAAUUUAUCAGAAGAUCAAGUCAUAUUGUCACAUUCACCUAUGAGAUCUUUGGUUCCCACGUACCAAAAUUCUCAAAUUUUAGUAUUAGGCGGUGCUGGUGAUAAUUGUAGAAAGGUUGCUGAGAGUUAUGGAUUUAAUCGAGUUGUGAUACCAAACGAUAUUGUAGCGUGGGAUCAAAGUAUUUGGCCAUUUACAAAAUUAAGUCAAGAAGAUUUAAAAUUGAUAAAGAAAAUCGAUUUUUCAAAAGAACCAAUAAAAGCAAUUAUGAUGUUUCAUGAUAGCCGUGAUUGGGGACGAGAUUUACAAAUAACAUUGGACGUAUUAAGAAGUAAAGAUGGAUAUGUUGGAAAAUUAGAAAAUAAUGAUGUGGCAAAUUUAACUAAUAUUCCACUAUAUUUCUCAAAUCCUGAUAUUAUUUGGUCAAAUGACUUUCCAAUUUCUAGAUAUGCUCAAGGAUCAUUUAGGAUAUGUUUAGAUUUUUUAGCCGAGGUUAUAACGGGUCACAAGCUUAAAUAUAAAUUGUUUGGAAAACCAGAGCCUGUAACUUAUUUGUAUGCAGCUGAAAAAUUAAGAAAAUUUGCCAUGAAAUUUACUGAUGAGAAUGUUCCUAACAGGAGAAUUUACGCUGUUGGAGAUAAUCCUGCUUCAGAUAUUGCAGGAGCAAAUAGAGCAGGAUGGACAUCAAUAUUAGUUAGAACAGGAGUAUUUUCAGGAAAAGUGAAUGAUCCAAUAAAUCCUGCUAACCACGUUGUUGAUAAUAUAUUACAUGCAGUUGAGUGGAUAUUUUCCAAAGAAGAAGGGAUUUAAAAAAAUUGGAUAUCGGUGAUCAGUUGUAUUAGAAAAUUAUUAUUUUUUUAAAAAAAAAUGAUUUUAAUGAUAAUGAUAAUUUAUUAAGUUAAUAAAUUUUUUUGAUAGAUUUUUUUU
Molecule: messenger RNA, 1294 nt
Organism: Rhizophagus irregularis DAOM 181602=DAOM 197198
Lineage: Eukaryota; Fungi; Glomeromycota; Glomeromycetes; Glomerales; Glomeraceae
Source: RefSeq, a predicted model, not a curated record